UGAUGCUGUCUUGUCAGCCGCGCUUGGAAAGCAUGUGGGGACACGGCUCCUGACUGCCGUGGGACAAGGGACUGGUUGGGGACAGCCGCUGCUAAGAAACUGCCCCCCUCAUCUCAACUUGUCAUCCCUCUGAUCUGCUGCCACCAGGUCCCCCAUGAGGUCACUGCUGCUGCCGCUGCUGGUGCUGUGGGUGCAGCGGCUCCCAGGGACCCUGGCAGAGGACGAGGGAUGCAACCACACUGCACAGGCAGGACUGGAGGGCCAGGAUGCACGUGGUGAAAGAGGCACCCUGCUGAAUGUCAGUGUGAGUGACCAUGACCGCUCAGACUCCCUCCUUCUGUCCUGGGAUGAGCCAGAGGGAGGUGCCAAGGGAUAUUUGCUGGCCCUCUCCUCCCUGGGGUCAGACACACCGCUGCAGAAUGGGUCUGCUGGACCCAACACCACCAGCUUCUGGUUCCAUGGGCUGACUCCUGGCACACGCUACGAGAUCGAGGUGACAGCCACGCUGGCCUGCAUGGACACCACCAGCCAGACCAUCACAGCACAGACAAGUCCAGCACCUGUCCUUAACCUGAGCCUGAGCAGCGGGGGGAGCUCGGCCUGGCUGCGGGCAGCCUGGGCACACGGGCACGGCCAGCGGGACGGCUACAGCCUGGCACUGUGGCACAGCGAGUCCCAGAGCCUGGUGAGGAACGUGUCCCUCCUGCCCAGCGCCUCCACCUUCCUCUUCGACGGGCUGCUGGCUGGCAGUGAGUAUGCCCUGAAGGUCAGCACGCUGGCUGGGUCCAGGCAGGCCAGCACCAGCAUCCACCAGUGGACAGCUCCCUCCAUCCCCACCCAGCUGAGGCUCAGCCCCGUUUCCAGCACCAGCCUCGUCGCCUCCUGGGCUGGUGCUGCAGGGGCUGCCUGGCUCCACCUUGAGCUCCGUGACCUCCUCACUCAGAAGGUCAGCACGACCCUGUCAGCCAGGAGGGGCCUCAGCAGCUACACCUUCCAGCACCUCCACCCUGGCACUCAGUACUGGCUGGGGCUCAGUGCCACAGCUGGCUCCUACACCGUAGUGGGACCCAAUGCCACUGCCUGGACAUACCCCCUGAGCCCUGGCAAUGUGACCCUGAGCAGUGCAGAGGAGCAGAACUCCUUAGAGGCUCGCUGGAGUGUCCCAGAGGGACAGAGGGAGUUCUACCUGGUGACACUGCGAGAGGGAGAGGACAGUGCUCCAACGAGGAACAUCUCUGUUGGUGGGGACAAUGACCAUGUCACCUUCCACGGGCUGAGCCCUGGCCAGCAGUACUCUGUGCAGGUGGUGGUGGUGGCAGGGCCGUACAGGGCAUCAGCACACAGCACAGCAGCCUGGACAGAACCACAAGCACCAUUUGGUGUGAGCCUGUCCAGCCAGGGUAGCCCCCACAGCCUGCUGGCCAGCUGGGAGGAGGCCACAGGGGAGGGCUAUCUGCUGGUCCUCAGCCUUGCAGAGCACCCUGUGAGGAACAGCUCCUUGCUCAGGGGUGUCACGAGCUUCACCUACAAGGGCCUCCACCCUGGCACCCUCUACACCUUUGAGGUCAGCACCGUGGCUGGGCCCUACACAUCCUCACCCCGGCGCGUCUCCAACUGGACAUACCCUUUGCCCCCAGAGCAGCUGACCCUCAGCAAUGGGGGCCACAGCACCUCUCUGCAAGCCUCCUGGAGAGCAGUUUCCUCUGGCAGCACUGGCUACACAGGGACCCUCCGAGAAACCAAGUCACAGGAGCAGGUCAGGAAUGUGACUGUGGGGAGUGACUGCACAAAUGUCACCUUGGAGAACCUGGUCCCUGGGCGACAGUACACACUGGAGAUGGCUGCUAUGGCUGGGCCUUACAGAUCCCCUGUGCAAUCAGCCACCGACUGGACGUACCCCCUGGCUCCAGCUGGUGUGACGCUGACCAACACCCGGCGCCCAAUGGGGCUCUCGGCCUUCUGGGAAAAGGCUGCUGGUGAUGUGGACCAGUUCCACCUCCAGCUCUACAGCAAGAGCCAUGCAGCACAAAGGAACAUCUCAGUGGGGCCAAACACCCACAACUUCACGUUCCUGGGGCUGUCCCCUGGCACUCAGUACUUCCUGAAGGUGACUGUCCUCGCUGGCCCAUACAGAUCCUCAUCACACUUUGCCACUGAGUGGACAUAUCCACUGUCCCUGGCUAACGUGAGUGUGCAGCCUGGCCGGAAACCCCAGGAGCUGCACGUGAGCUGGGUGGAGUCCGGAGGUGGCAGAGAUCACCUGGUACAGCUCUCAGUGGCUGAGUCCCUGUCCAUCAUCAGGAAUGUGUCUGUCCCCCGUGGAGUCACCCAGCUGGACCUGGAGGGGCUGGUGCCAGGCUCCCGGUACCGUGUGGAGAUCAUUUCCCAGGCUGGGCCUCAUCGCAUCUCGUCCCAGACUGCCAUCGGCUACACCGUCCCACUGCCUCCUCGUUCCCUGUCUGCCAGCCCCGUCGGCAUGGCCUGGGCUCUGGCUGUGCACUGGGACACUGCUCCUGGGCACAGGGAUGGAUACCUGCUCAGCGUGCUCCAGGAGGGCUCUUCUGCACCACCAAGGAACCUGGAAGCAGGGAAGGACAGCACCAAUGUCACUGUGGCACAGCUGGAAGCAGGAACGUGCUACCUUGUCAGGAUCUGGGCCGUGGCUGGGCCCUACCGCUCCCUGCCCGAGAACGUCACCGGCUGCACAGUUCCUGCUGCACCAACAAACGUGAGCCUUACCAACCCAGGCAGCUCCUCAGAGCUUUACACAUCCUGGAACAAGCCCCCUGGCAGGAGGGACCACUACCGUGUUACUCUGUAUCGCCUCAGCUCCCAGAGCAGGAUUCAGGUCCAGACCUUGAGUCCAGAUGCCCUGAACAUGACCUGGACUCACCUGGAAGCCGGCAGCAAGUUUGCUGUGCAGGUCACUGCUGUGAAAGGCUCAUUAGCAGCCUCUUCCAUCAACAUCACCCAAUGGACAUAUCCCUUGGCCCCUGUCAACCUCACCCUGGGCAGCCGCUCAGCCUCAGUGCUGGUGGUGUCCUGGGCCGUGGUGGGUGGAGGGGCAGAAGGCUUUGUGGUGGAUGUCCAUGAUGCAGCGUCUGGCACUCCUGUCGGGCACACGGUGCUGGGUGGUGAUGCCAGGAGUCACACCCUGAGGAGCCUGAGCCCUGGCACCCACUACAGCGUGGCAGUGAGUGCCACAGCUGGGCCCUUCCACGCCAGCACCUCCAACUUCACCCACUGCACACUGACCCUGUACCAUGCACCACUGGGCACUGUGGCAGCUACAGCCUCGCUUGGGAGAGACACCCACAACUUCACCUUCACGGGGCUGGCCCCAGGAAGCAAAUACCUGCUGGAGGUGGCAUCUGUGGCUGGGUCCUGCAGGGCACCUGCAGGGAAUGUCAGCAACUGGACAUACCCCUUGGCACCCCGUAACGUGUACAUGACGAACCAGGGGUACCCCAACAGACUGAGUGCAUCCUGGAGAGCUGAACCCCAAGGACAAGACAGUUACAGGCUCCUCCUGUAUCACUCGGGGUCAGGCAUUGUGGCAGCCAAUGUCUCUGUUGGGAAAGGCACCAGCAAAUUUACCUUUUCUGGCCUGGCUCCAGGACAAAAAUACCUGCUGGAAGUGGUGGCCAUGGCAGGGCCCUAUGCAGCCUCUGCAGGGAACAUCAGUGACUGGACAAUCCCUGCACUUUGCCUGGGGAAUCCAACGGUCCCUGCUCCCACGCUCAGCCAUCCCCUGAGGGUGCAGGGAAUCAUGUGCAGAGCCCUUCGGGCAGCCCCCUCAGUUCCCCAGAAUCUCUCGGUGGUGGCUGAAGGGAACAACACGAUGCUCAUCUCCUGGGCCAGUGUCUCUGGACAGCAGGACGACUGCCAGCUGUGGCUGCGGGACCCCCGGAACAGCUCACUGCCCUGGAGGCACUCCCUGGGCAGGGGACAAGUCCAGCACCUCCUCCAGGGGCUGAUCCCAGGCAGGAACUACUCUGUGUCCUUGAGCUGCGUGGCUGGGCCCUACUGGAGCAGCACCAAGCCCUUGGCAGUGCCCAUGGAGCCAAAUCCAGUGAAGGAUGUGCAGUGCCUACCAGAGUCAAGGAGCCUGUACCUGAACUGGACGAGCUCUCCUGGAGAUGUGGAGGCUUAUGAGGUGCUGACAGAGAGGCUUUCUGAAGGACCCUCCACCUUCAGGCAUACCAUGAGCAUCCCUUCAAGCGAGGCCAGUCUGGAGGGGCUGGAGCCAAACUCUUCCUACCAAAUCGUCGUGAGCACUGUGGGCAUGAACACACUGAGGAGCCAGGCUGUGACUGUGCUCUGCAGCACAGCAGUGGAGCCCCUGCCCCCUCCCCUGCGUGCAGACGUGUUCCCAGUGGAGGCCAGUUCCACGGUGGUCAUUUCACCCGAGCUGUUCAGUGAGGAGAAUGGCCAGAUCCAGUACUAUGGUGUCAUUGCCACCACUAAUGAGUCAUUGCUGAGGCCCACCCAGGAGAUCAUGUCUAGCACAUGGUACGACCACUACUAUGGGACAGAGGACUCCUACCUGGCAGUGCUCAUACCCAACCCCUUCCAUCAGAGGAGCUCCCCCGAAACCUGGAGGGUGCCAGUGGGAACAGAGGAGUGUGGCCAGUCCAGGGCAACCUGCAAUGGGAAGCUGAAAGCCAAUGAACAGUACAGGUUCAGCAUUGCUGCCUUCACCAAAUAUGACCCAGUAGCCCCUGCUGUGACAUUCACCAUGUUCUCAGCUGCUGGAUCCAGUGCAGACACAGCUCCACUCUCAAUGCCAAUAAUCGCUGGAAUCAUUGUGGGAUUUCUUCUGACACUUGCAUCUGUUUUUGCUUUGGUUUACUGGAAACAGCUCAAAGCAAAGAGAACCAAGAAGAGCAGCCUGCCCCAGGAAAUGGUGACCUACAGCUUGAGAAACGUCCACAGGCCCGUUCCCCUGCACAACUUCAAGCAGUACUAUGAGAUGAAGACAGCGAGUGCUAACCACGCUUUUUUCCAGGAGUUUGAGGAGCUGAAGGAGGUUGGGAAGGAGCAGUCAAAGGUGGAGGCUGAGCUCCCAGCAAAUGUCUCCAAGAACAGAUAUCCCCAUGUGUUGCCCUAUGAUCACUCUCGGGUCAAGCUGAGCCAGCUGGGGGAGGAUCCACACUCAGACUACAUCAAUGCCAACUUCAUGCCUGGCUACACAUCCCAGCAAGAGUUCAUUGCCACCCAGGGGCCCCUAAAGAAAACCAUCGAGGACUUCUGGAGGCUGGUGUGGGAGCAGAACGUCUGCAAUAUCAUCAUGCUGACAGUGUGCAUGGAGAAUGGGAGGGUCCUCUGUGAUCAUUACUGGCCAUCAGAAUCUGCCCCAGUGUCCUAUGGGCAGGUGCAGGUCCACCUGCUGAUGCAGAGCAGCUCUGAGGAAUGGACCAUCCGGGAAUUCAAGCUGUGGCACGAGGGUCAGCGGGCAGAGCGCUUCGUGUCCCACCUGCACUACACAGCCUGGCCCGACCACGGCAUCCCCGAGUCCACCACUUCCAUCAUGACCUUCAGGGAGCUGGUCCAGGAGCACAUCCAGAGCACCAAGGAUGCAGGGCCGACCCUCGUGCACUGCAGUGCUGGUGUGGGCCGCACUGGCACCUUCAUUGCCCUGGACCGGCUGCUGCAGCAGAUGAAGCAGGAGAAGGUGGUGGACAUCUUCGGUGUGGUUUACUCCUUGCGCAUGAACCGCUACCUGAUGAUUCAGACCCUGUCCCAGUACAUUUUCCUGCACAGCUGCAUUCUGGACAAGAUCUUGGAGGAGCCUCUCCUGGAUUUAUCAGGGACAGAGAGGUCCUGCCCCAUCCCACUGAAGAGCUUUGCCCAGCACUAUGCCCAGAAGGCAGCCAAGUCCCACAUGGGCUUCCUGAGGGAGUAUGAGGCCCUCCUGGAAGCUGUCAAGGAAGAAGCCAGCUCUGCAUCACCAUCUUCAGGCAGCCAGCAGACACGGCCCUCCUCCAGCAUCCUGCCAUAUGAUCGCUCCAGAGUGAAGUUUGCCCUGCUGGAGCAGGGCCCUUUCUCAGGGCUGCUGCAGGUGUGGCGUGUCCCGGUCUGCAGCUCCAGCAGGGACUACCUGGCUGUCCAUGGCCCUGACAAGCUGACCAUGGAGGACUUCUGGACCCUGGUGUGGGAACAGGAUGUUCACACAAUCCUGACACUUCUCCCAUGGCAGGAGAAGGGGGAGGUCCCAGGUGAGGUGUGCUGGCCCCUGGAAGGAGACUGUCUCUGCAUGAAGACUCUGACCAUCCAGUGUGACACAGAGAAGCUUGUCUCGGGAUGGAGAUGUACCCAGCUCAAACUGAAACACGAGAAGAAAGCAAAGGAGAGGCAGGUACAGAGGUUCCUGUACACACUCUGGAGCAGCAAGAAGCAGCCUGAUGUGCAGAGCCUGGUGGAGCUGCUGCUGGCUGUCAGACGGUGCACACCCCACUGGAGGAGAGUGGGGCCUCUCCUGCUGCACUGCAGUGGUGACAUGAGCCAGAUGGGAACACUGAUCUCCCUGGAUUGCCUGUUGUACCAGAUGAAAUCUGAGAGAACCGUGGACAUCUUUGGUGUGACUCUCCAGCUGGCCAGGAGCUGCUGCCUCAUGACCCCAACUCUGGACCAGUACAUGCUCCUGUACACCUGCAUCCAGGACAUCAUUGCUCAGAACCAGCCCUAACAGCACCUGGCCCUUCCUGGCACCCUCUGCCUCCCCUCUGCAGGGUCCUGCACAGAGCUGGGGGCUGCUGAGGGCACCAUGGGACUCCUGGCACAGAGCAAGCCCUGCAGAGAGCAGUGACCUCCCCAGGCACUGACCCCAACGUGGUGUGAGCUGUGACACGGGGUCACAGACCCCUGGACAGACAGACAGUGUCCUGGACAGAUGGACAGUGUCCUGCCAUGCACCCCUGCAGCCUCUCAGUGCAGACAUGGUGAGGGGCUGGACAGGAUGCUCUCCUCUUUUGGGCAUCUCCUGAGAUUCCUGGUGCUUGGAGGGUUCUCCAGUCCCCCUCACUCCACCCUGUGGGGCUCUGUGGUGCCUCUGAGGCCCCACAGGAGCAUGGAGCACCGUGGUCUCUGUGCCUGUGGGCACUGGUGUGUGGAGCUCUCAGAUGUGCUGUGGGCAGAGCACUGGGAGCUGGCUUGUCUCAGCUGGUGGAAUGGUCUUAGGUACAAACAAUAAACAGCCCUAGGAAAGUGUGUGCUUG
Messenger RNA from Sturnus vulgaris (Common starling), 7217 nucleotides. Lineage: Eukaryota; Metazoa; Chordata; Aves; Passeriformes; Sturnidae. The record is from RefSeq and is a predicted model, not a curated record.